UCCAGGCUAUCAAUGCGGAAGUGGCUAUCAAUGGCAAUAGUGCUACCUGGUAUUAGUGUUUUUAUUGCAAAAAAAACGGCCACAAAUAUAGAACAUAAGAGCAGGUUGUUAAAUACUGCGAGACGUAGGUUUGUGCUGUGUUCUCUGACAGUGUGUUCAUGGGAAAAAGUGUGUUAUGGCUUCCAUCACUGUUAAUUUGGGUGAAGUGUGCAGGAAGCGUCAUGUCGCUUGUUAGCCAGUAAGUUCCCUCACUAGCUUAACUCACUUCUUUCCUAAAGUGUCCACCGACCGCCACAAUGAAAGUACGCUCGUCGGUUUUCGCCUCGUUUAUUUUAAUCUUCGAAGUGAUGGGCAUCGCCCUCUUCCUGCGAGGAUUUUUCCCAGUACCUGUCAAGUCCUCUUUUUCAUCCAAGAGCAAGCUGUCAGAUCUGCCCAAGGAGCCGCUGACAGGGAGUUCUCCCAACUCAUCCCACCUCCCUCAGCCCCUGUUCAAAAGGGUGGUCAUCAUGUUAGUGGAUGCCCUCCGAGAGGACUUUGUGUUUGGACCCAGUGGACGCAUGUACAUGCCCUACACCAGACACGUGGUGGAAAAGGGCUCUUCCCUCAGCUUUAUUGCCAAAGCCAGACCCCCUACUGUCACCAUGCCCAGGAUCAAGGCUCUUACCACUGGCAGUAUCCCAGGCUUCAUUGAUGUGGUAAUGAACCUAAAUUCUCCCGCGCUGUUGGAAGACAACCUCAUUUGGCAGGCCAAAACUGCAGGGAAGAGGAUAGUCUUCUACGGGGAUGACACCUGGGUACGCCUCUUCCCAAAGCACUUCAUGGAGUUUGAUGGCACGACCUCCUUUUUCGUGUCUGACUACACGGAGGUUGACAACAAUGUAACCCGUCACUUGGACAGCACGCUCAAGAGAGACGACUGGGACAUUUUGAUUCUCCACUACUUGGGCCUGGACCACAUCGGUCACAUCAGUGGACCACACAGUUCACUCAUUCAACCCAAACUGCUGGAGAUGGACGACAUCCUGAAGAAGAUCCACAGUAGUCUCAUUACAAAGGAGGCGGAGGGGUCCUUGCCCUACCUGCUGGUGCUGUGCGGAGACCACGGCAUGUCGGAGACCGGCAGCCACGGAGGCUCCUCCGAGCCAGAAGUCAAUACCCCUCUGGUGCUGAUAAGUCCGGCCUUCAAAAGAAAAGGGGGAAUGGAGAAGCCUGCGGUGGUGGAGCAGGUUGACCUGACUCCAACCCUGGCCCUGGGACUCGGCCUGCCCAUAUCUCAGAACAGCGUGGGCCGCGUCAUCCCGGGCGUCUUGGACGAGACCACUCUCAGAGAUCAGCUGCGCUUCCUGCAUCUCAAUGGACACCAGCUCAGCUGCCUGCUCAAAGACAGCGUUCCUAACUACGAGAAAGACGAAGGUUUUGAGCAGUUUCGAGUGGCGGAAAAGGCUCAUGGGAGCUGGAUGAAGCGCUACCUGGAAGGGAACACCUCUGAGGUGCUGACCAACAUGGGCAAAAAGGUCCUGAAGCAGUAUCUGGAGGCAUUAGCUGCCAUGAGCUCUGCUCUCAGCAAACAGCUGGGCAAGUACGACAUGUACUCCAUGAUAGCGGGCAUGGUCUUCGUGUUUCAGCUCCUGCUGGUCUUACUGCUGGCUAUGCCCGAAGCCCUCAGCGGUGCAGCGACAGUGGACCUCCCCGUCCUCUCGGCCCUGCUCUCCCUGCCUUUCUACCUCCUGUGCCUGCUCCUGGCGUCAGUGCACGUCUUGGUGUGCACUUCCGCCGAGAGCUCCUGUUACUUCUGCAGCCUCUCCUGGGGUCUCGUGUUUGCCGCCGUCGCCUUCUCCUCAGCCAUGUUUUGCAUUCUGGUCUCCAUGGCAACGCGGAGGCUCCCCCUGGGAACGAAGAUUCACGGGAAGUCCCCAGUGAGGAGCAGCGGCGGUGAGUGGUCGCUGUCAGAGCUGGACGUCUUGUUGCUUGCCGGCACCGUCGGGCACACGCUCAGCUUGGCGGCCAGCAGUUUCGUCGAGGAGGAGCACCAAACCUGGUACUUCCUGCUCAACACGCUCUGUCUCGUCGUCUUCCAGGACGUCUGCCGCAAGUAUUUCAGAGAGCAGCGCGGCUCUGGGGACGAAGAAGAGCUUUUACUCCCCUCCAAAGACUGCCAUUCCUCCGCUCACCCCAAAGCGCAGCUUUACUCUGAGAAGUGGCUAGCAUUAGCUACGCCGCCCUUCACUCUGGUCUGCUGCAGGCUGCUGCGCUCCCUCAACCAGACCGGGGUGCAGUGGGCUCAUCUUCCUGAUGUCGGGCAUUGGCUUAACAGCUCCGAACACAAGACAGUGCUCUCCCUGCUGUCUGCUUUCUGUUUGGUUCUUAUCUACCUCCUGGUUCAAAGACGCUGCUCGUGGGUCUCCAAGGUUGCCCUCGCCCUCGGACUUUUGGGUGUCUACUGCUACCGGGCAGCUGUCGGCAAUGUCUUGUUUCCCUGGCAACACUCCGGUCGAACUAUGUCCAAGGGGACAGUGGAGGCCCGCUUUGUUUAUGUCUUUGUUUUGGGCAUCCUCUUCACCGGCACCAAGGACCUGUUGCGAUCCCAAAUCAUCACAGCAGAUGCCAAGCUGAAGAGCAGGGGAUUAUGGGAGAUUUACAGCGGCUUGGUUCUGUUGGUGUCGCUGCUGUUUCGUGCUCACAACCUGCCGGUGCUCUGCUGCUGUCUAUUGAUCCAGACGCUCAUGGCUCAGUUUAUCUGGAAGAAACUCCACUAUGACGCAGCUCAGACCACCAUCAUGCACUACUGGUUCGGUCAGGCCUUCUUUUACUUCCAGGGCAACUCCAACAACAUAGCCACCGUCGACAUCUCAGUUGGCUUCGUUGGACUGGAAAGCUACGUGGAAGCACCUGCCAUUUUCUUAACAGCCCUCAGCACUUACGCCGGUCCGCUGCUGUGGGUCUGUCACCUCGUCUGCCACCUCAGCUCGGAGAGAGACAGGAGCCCGGUUGCAGUCGGCCAUGGCUGCUACUGCCUGGCCCUGCUGAGGUCCGUGCCUACCGCUGCGUACAUCGUGCUGGUAACCGUUCUCCGAUAUCAUCUCUUCAUAUGGAGCGUCUUUUCGCCCAAACUGCUCUACGAGUCCAUGCACCUCCUGCUGACCGCCGGGGUCUGCCUCGUCUUCAACGCCAUGGAGCAGAGCUCAAGUAAGUCAUAGGAAGACUGUAAACAUCCCCUUGAAGGGCCGGACACAGUCCACUCAUACUGUGGGAAAGACUUUCGGACUGAUACACGCGACAAUAUUCUCAUCCUUUGUAAUUAACCCGUCCACGGUACGUGAAUAGAAGUGGGUUCGGCGCGGACACUCAAGGAAUGCACUUGUUAUGUUAUAUUUAAGCGGUCUAUUUAAAUAAUUUCCUCUUUCAGAUGAAAAACAUGAAUAAAAGUGAGAUGAUGAUGAUUUUUGAAUAACUUUUUAGACUGUAUAUUACCUCAGGGACUAGUGUACGGUGGGCCGCAGAGUCUCCGCUCCACAUUUAACUGAACGACUUUGAUACAUGGGAAAAAAGUUCAGAAGCCGAUGAUGCUAACAGCUAGCAAGAUAACUACUGCGUAUCUUAAUGUAAAGGCUUGUUAUUUUUUUUUUUUUCUUCAAUGGGGGAAUAUGAAUGUUUUGCUAAAAUAUGCUGUAAAUUACAAUAUAUUAAAUUAACAUUUAUACCAUUUCCUGCUCUUCAAAAAUGGCCCGUUACGAGGUUGUGAAUACCAAGCGAAGGGGCUGCCGGACGCUCUCGUAUGCACACAGCGUAUGUCUAGACUCACACCUUUACUGUUUUCCAUUUACUUUAGCUGAACGUCAUUAGCUUGAAUUUGGGCCGAGCAAUCCUGGGAAGUAUGCGAGGCCACUAGACUCACUAAGUGUUUUUUGUCUUGGACAGAAGAGCGCGAAUGCGAAUCAUAAAUGUAUUUACGACUCCGUUUCGUUAGCAUUUAGCUGCUUCAGUCUCAAGGUCCUGGUAUUGUUGAGGCCAAUUUAAAUGUGAUUAGAAACACGUGUCAUUUUUUUUUUUUUCUUUUUUCUUUCCUCUUUUCCGAAGUUAAAAUCUCUCCUGAAAAAAAAAGAAAGAAAAAAAGUGUAGCGAUUGAUCACAAGUGUAUGAUUUGCCUACAGUAGAAGGUAGAGCGAGGUGUCAGUCAUGUAUGUGCCCACACAGUCUUGAGGAGAGGGUCUAAUCAGGCACCUGUGUGGGUGUAACGCGCGGGGUGCAGAGUGGGAGUUUUCAAGACACUACAAAGAACGUUUUCCAGCGUGCUGCACAGACCAUUAGGUAAAAUAUUAUGUGAUCUUUUUUUCUUUUUUUUUAUAUACUUUAUUCCAAAUCUCAUGAGAAUUUAACCAAUUACUGGUGACAUUUUGGAAAUGUUGACACAAAGCAGCGCUAGAUGAACUCCGGUUUGUGUAUGUUAGCAUGCAAACUUCCUCAAAGAGUGGGGGAGACGCUGCUUCAGUUUUUAGAUCCUUUCAGAGGAAAUUAACAUUCAUAAAGUUUAGGCCUCCUACUUUCUAACCUUCGUUUCUGUUUGCAGUAUUAAAUGAGGGCUGCACCAUAAGCUAAAGUCAAAUAAGCUAUGCAUUGCCUAAAUUAAGAUAUUUCCACAACUUAAGUUAGCAAACAGAAAAAGGGACAUUUCUAAGCUCUAAUAGAGAUAAUUUAGCAGCAUUUCAGAGGAAACAUUUUUAGCUGCGUACACUAACAAUUAGAGGCCUGCGUCGUUAAGGGCACCAGACCCACUGGUCUGUUUUGCACAUUGAUUAUUUUUUAAAUUUAUUUUAGUAUGUCUCAUUAAUGAUUUAGCCAUUAGGCUCAAGAUCAGUCCAAGGUGUUGGUGGGAAACUUGUCUGGGUUGAUUCAGAUGCAGAACUGUGUGAAACAUCAUUACAGCACAACUUAAAGAUUAUUUUCUACUUUCGUUUUGCCUUUUGUUCGUCUCGUGACUUGGAUGCACCUGUCGGGAUCUAAAGCAACUCUAGCAGCGCGACGCCGACUCUCAACCCCCUUUAACUUCACUCAGUCUUUUCACUCGGUGUCACAGACAAUGCCACCAAAGUGAAGCCGGCAAGUCAGCUGGCUUUGAUCCAGAGCAAUAAAGGUAUGGAGCCAAAAGAGCAAACCGAGUGUCGCUGUCCAAGUACUUACGGCGCGUUAUUACGCCAUCUCUGUGAUUGCUUGAACUCUUGUUUUGAAAGUGAAAUCUGAAAAUGGAAACCUCCGCAGUCCAAGUCCCAUUAAAGCCUCCUUGUGGGGCCUAAGCUCUCCGCCUGUGUAACGUCGCUUCAUCACGAUCAUUCAUGUGUUAUAAAUACUGUUCCCACCUCCAUUAUGGGGGUCGUCUAUUUCAGCAGAAUGUGACGUAAACUAGAAAACAGAAGCAGAAGACUUCCAGCGGUAGUUUUGUUCUCUUACGAGCGUCUGUGAUGAACAGCUGUGACUACUUCAAAGCUUCUGGUUGUUUAUAACCUGGCAGUUCUACCCUCAUCAUCAUCCUCGGAGAAUUAACCAGGGGAGGGAAAAAGCGAGCUGAAAGACUGAGUGUUAAAGCCGCAGCGUGCAACUUUUCACCUUCAGGCAAAGAAGUGAAUCACAAGUUCCCACCCCUACACUUGUCACUCACCUUGAUGAGCUGUCUGCCUUGAAACAGCAUCUCGCCCAGGGCUAGGAUCAUUGACAUCCCCCCAAGCCGCCACAGGCGUCGGGGAAGCAGGUGCCAACCCGGGAAAAAGGGAGGAGGAGAAAAUGAAAUUUAAAAAAAAAAAAAAAAAGCAGUGCUGGUGUUCGCCGCGUUUAUGAAUAGAUUGUCGUCUGAUGCGAGACGAGCUUUACUCUUUGUUUUGCUUGUCGCCGCGGUUGUCGGCGUGAUUCACCUUGACAGGGACCUCACUCCCGACCGCACUGACAGAAACUGGAAUUUAAAUGUCCGGAGCACCAUUGGAACGUCAGACAAACAAGAGGAUUUGCAUUUCGCGCACACAGGGUCAGUGGGUGACACAUGCUGCAUAUGGAUCACUGCAGGUCAGCUGUUUUGCAUCAGAGGCAGGGCUCACUUAGCUUUGAGGAAGCCGGGCUCGGAGCUAAACUGGCACAUACUUUUGUCAAGUGCCUUUUCUUCUCUUUAGCUGAGCAGCAGAUCUCACGCAGGCUUCAGAUAACAUCCGAUGUAAAUAUGUGAUGAAGCAGCAUCUACAUCAGUGUUCAGUACGCUUCAUGUCGCUGUGCUGUAGCAACGUCUUUACAAACGGAGCUGUUAGCCCAACCAGAUGGUGGCUGUUUGUGCAGGUUACUCCCCGCGAUUGUUAUUCUUGAAGGCGAUUUAGAAUAAUUUGGAAUGCGUAGCAAUACAUUUUCUCAAAUGGAGAUCGAUUUUCUGUUGAGAGAGAUAAAAAUGAUUGCUGUUACGGGCCGCUCUCUGUGUGCGUUUCUACUGUGCAGAUGAUGAAUUAUCCCUGAUAGAGUUACAUCCAUCUGCAUCUCGUCAGCGUCCUUGCUCUUGAAGGAAAGAUCUGUGAGGCUAGCCUACAAUACUGAUCCGUUCUGUGGGAUUUUGAGAGACUACUCCUUUAGUCGGCCCAGUUUUAGUUCAUUAUAAGGGUCAUUUAUUUAGCGGGGGGGUUAUUUGGUCUUUGGGUGUGUUUUCACAGAUCCUCAUCUGUUAAUUCUGAGCAUAACGCAUCAGUUCUUCGUUCUGUAGUGGUGAGCGUAACAGCUGAACUUCCACAUCUUCACUGUUGGUGCUCCACAAGUCCAGCUUUAGACACCGCUGUGUAAAUGCAUGAAUGGGUUCAAUGCAGAGAAAGAAAAAAACGAAACCAGCAAGGCCUGCGCGAAAAAACGAAAAGUAAUUAAAACUUUCUCUGACACGCAGUGGAGUGAGACGGAAAGUAGCAGAGCCAUAACAACAGAACGUAAACUCGAGUAAAACACAGUUUGUUUAUCCCGUGCGAACGCGCCACCACAUGAAACACAAAUGAAGGGAAGUAUCUGAAUCACAGGACGCCCCUUUUUUGACACUUAAAUUUCUGUUUUGAGAGGAUUUUCAGGUUUUUUUUUUUUUUUUAGAGCUACAGUCUUAAACUUUUGAUCAGCUGACCAGCCACCAUGAAGUGUUGCCGACUUUCUCCUCGCUACAGUCUCGGCCCAGAGCCGCUGAAUCUCCUUCAUCCUCUGCAAAAAUGUGUUUCUCAAACCUCCUUCCUGCCUCAAAGGCAUGGGCCACUGGGUUAACUGAGAGAAAACUCUCUUUCUGCCUCGUCCUCUGACAUAUUUUCUCCCUAAACUGCGUGUUCUUCAAUAGCGUCCAAAGCAGCUAACACACAGUUAAUGCUUUGUUCUCUUUGGCGGCACCUGUGGCAAUAAGUGGUAAUUGCGGAGGGACGUCUUUUUGAACCUCCUUUCUCAGAGAUCCAAAUAAUGUCCCAUGUGUGACGUCCCCAGUCUGAUGAACAUUCACUCCGCCAACUGUCUCUGGCACAAAGAUGCACCUUCUGGGAUAUGGAUCACUAACCGAGUGGGAAUGUCUCCACAGACACCCAGUUCCUGUAAUACUGUAAAUACAAGUAGAUUCAUGUAAUUUCAGUCUGGUUCACCUGUAUCGUUGUUAACUAAUGUGGCGACAGGUGGUGCCUUAGCAGACAUGACUUAUUUAAACAGAAAUCUGUGAGAUUUAAACAACAGAAAUGUGUGAGUUUUUAGAAACAGUUAAACGUUUUACUGUGUUGUAAAGAUCACACAUUUUCACAUCAAUACAUCAGCGUGAGAAUAUCUAAGAAGAACUGGUUUCUGGCUGAAGAUGACUCAAGUGCUCAGCUCACACAGACGAAAAUACGUCUCGACGCACGGCCUUGCUGGUUUCUCAACUUAUUUUUGAAAAAAAGGAUUCCCGGUUCGUCUGUGAAACGUGUCUGCACCGGUGCAGGAAGAAGCCCCAAAGCAGCUUCUCACAAAUCAGACGGGGCAACACUUUGCGUGUGAAAUCAUUCCUCUGUGUCCAAAUAUCCAGCAGCCCAUGAAAUGGAUCAGAAUAAUUGUUUUGUUCUCAUGGUUGAAAGCUUUCAAGUGCGCGGUGUACGUCACGAAGAAGCUGGACUGUUUUCUUUUUUUGUAUUUUCAUUCUUUGCUGAAAUAAUUUUUGUGUUUGUGUGGCGUGUUGAUUUAGUCGCCAAGGGUGUUCAUGUCAACCUGUGUUGUAGGAAAAAAAAAACAUGUGUUAGAAAAUAAAAUGUAUUAUGUUGUUUUGUUUUGUUUUUUUUGAAAAAUGUCCGACUGUAAAGCAGCUAUAAGAACAAAACCUUGCAUCUGUUAACAUCCCACUGGUUGUUUGUAUGUAGUUUAUAGUAACUAUGCAAUUCAUCUUGUUCAUGCAUCCGGUCAUUUUCACAUGUUUUCUCUGUCUGUGAUUCCUUUUGUCCAGUUAAUUGUUGAAAUUGAAAUCAUCCUUGAAGUUAACAUUGCCUUUUUUUUCCUUACUUUAAUGUCUGUAUUUUCUGAUUUUGAAUGCUUCUUCGACGUCCUUGUUUGCAAAGCUCUGCAACCACUGUGAAUGAAAGAAAGGCGGUAAAUUAACCAAAAUCACGUGUUGACGUUCUUAACAAUAAAUUAAAUGACUCGCUCUGCA
Molecule: messenger RNA, 8650 nt
Organism: Mugil cephalus (flathead mullet)
Lineage: Eukaryota; Metazoa; Chordata; Actinopteri; Mugiliformes; Mugilidae
Gene: pigg
Product: phosphatidylinositol glycan anchor biosynthesis class G
Exons: 13
Coding region: 297-3197 (966 amino acids)
Biological process (GO): GPI anchor biosynthetic process
Cellular component (GO): endoplasmic reticulum membrane
Source: RefSeq, a predicted model, not a curated record